Molecule: messenger RNA, 5049 nt
Organism: Sitodiplosis mosellana (orange wheat blossom midge)
Lineage: Eukaryota; Metazoa; Arthropoda; Insecta; Diptera; Cecidomyiidae
Gene: Oamb
Product: octopamine receptor Oamb
Exons: 6
Coding region: 261-1760 (499 amino acids)
Biological process (GO): adenylate cyclase-activating adrenergic receptor signaling pathway
Cellular component (GO): membrane
Molecular function (GO): G protein-coupled amine receptor activity
Source: RefSeq, a predicted model, not a curated record
AACAUGAAAAAACAACAACAAUAACACAGACGAGCGCUAUGCAAAUGCUUGCAAAUGGACACUGCUGCCACACUGAAUAAUAUGCAAAAUCUGGAUUAUAAAUGUUAACGAUGUAGCUAUAAAAGAUCGCUAAGUGCUUGGGAGAAAUUUUAUCGUUCUUGUUUUAGUACCUUUAAAAUGAAACGAAUAGACUUAAGCAAAAACAGAUGGCAUUGGAUUAAAGGUGGUAAAAACAAAACACUAGUUCGGACAUAGUAGCAAUGAGUAACUGUACGGACAUAGAUUCGGUAAAAUGGACAGAACCGGGAAAUUUGGUGUCGCUAGCCUGUCUAGCAUUUAUAAAUGUUUUGGUGAUUGUUGGUAACUGCUUGGUGAUUGCAGCUGUAUUUUGCUCCCAUAAAUUGAGAAGUGUUACAAACUUCUUCAUUGUCAGCUUGGCCGUUGCUGAUUUACUAGUUGGCAUUGCUGUUCUACCGUUCUCUUCCGUUUGGGAAGUGUUCAAGGUGUGGAUUUUUGGAGAUUUGUGGUGCUCAAUAUGGCUGGCAGUUGAUGUAUGGAUGUGUACGGCAUCGAUUCUCAAUUUGUGUGCCAUAUCAUUAGACAGAUACGUUGCUGUGACGAGACCCGUUACUUACCCUAGUAUAAUGUCAACAAAACGCGCCAAAUUGCUGGUGGCCGGUGUUUGGGUGUUAUCAUUCGUCAUCUGUCUGCCACAAUUGGUCGGGCUAACGAAAAACCAUAAGGUGCCAACGUCAACGCCAGUUUACUAUCAAUACGAGAACCACACGCUCCUCUCGAUGACAACCGAAACACCAGCUCAACAACAAAAACCAUGUAAAUGGACCUGUGAGUUAACUAAUGACAGAGGCUACGUCGUUUAUUCGGCGCUUGGUUCAUUUUAUAUACCAAUGUUUGUGAUGCUGUUUUUCUAUUGGCGAAUUUACCGAGCGGCUGUCAGGACAACGCGUGCCAUUAAUCAAGGAUUUAAAACCACAAAGGGUUCAUCAAAACAGAAUCGCUUCGAAGAGACCCGUUUAACAUUGCGCAUUCAUCGUGGACGACGAUCAAAUAGUGUGCCACGAAUUUCACCGCCAUUGACCGGACAUCAUUUGAAGCCAUCGAAAAGCAUUGGCACCACAUCAUUAGAACGACGGCGUGAAUGUUUGGCCAAAUCACGUACCGAUGAAAUAAAAGCGGAAUGCGCGGCAAAUGACAUAGCCAUCACCAGCAAGAGUCCAAUUUUGCACAUGAUGCAAAUCACACUAAAUCGUAAAGAGAACAUGGAAUCAUUUCUGUGCAACAAUAAGGCGGCUAAUGAGACCAAUCAAGUGUUGGAUGCAAAAGUCGGUGGUGGUGGUGGUGGUGGUGACGGUAGCAAAACAAUCAAAGGUGUUGGCCGUCGUAUAUUCAAGGUGCAAGCAAAACGGUUUCGCAUGGAAACUAAAGCAGCCAAAACGUUGGCGGUAAUUGUAGGGGGUUUCAUCUUGUGUUGGUGUCCCUUUUUCACCGUUUACAUGAUCCGCGCAUUUUGCGAAUUGUGCAUUGAACCGCUGCUAUUUUCCAUUCUAUUUUGGCUCGGCUACUGCAACAGUGCAAUCAAUCCCCUAAUUUAUGCCUUAUUUUCGAAAGAUUUUCGAAUAGCAUUUAAGACAAUACUGUACAAGUGCUUGUGCUUUCACUGUUGCAAUCGCAAUGCUGGAAACGAUGCGGCCAGCAAAGGUCUGUUUCAGUACAGUAACACGGGCGAUGCGUCCAGGUGACAUCGGUCAAUGAACAGCCUACGGCCAGCUAACCGACAUGGAAACUAUCGACGAAAAGCCAGCAGCGCAACCAAAUUCAAAACAACGUCUAUCACAAACCCAAUGAUUUGCUUAGAAUCAAUCGGACCGGAAUCAAUUGACACAACACAUCAUUCAACAACAAUAUCGACGAUAACAGAUUCAACGCCGUAGGUGCAACAGCGAAUAAACACACAUACACACACACACACAAACAUCAACAGACAAUGUCAAUACCAGUCGAAGGAAGAUUGAAACCAAAUCAACUGAAGAUAUCUUUAGCAGAUGAAGAUGAAGAUGAAGAAGAUGGAACAAAUGAAAAAGAAAGAAAAACCAAACACACGCUGAGAAGCACAUAAAUACAAACAAGCAUAUGAAUGAAAUAGAAACAUAACAUAAAUCUUUGCAUAACGAAACUACUACUCGUAAAACAUUAUAUGUGAGAGCUAAGUUUAAAUAAAUGCUGGUAAAGCGCUCAAUCGACCUUCUGUUGCGCCCCACGCGCAACGCGUUCAAGUGCACAACCAAAUCAAAUCAAUGCACAAUUUAUACGUAUACACAUAGAUCUCGUUCGUUCGUUCGUUGGUUAUCCUUUGUUAUUUUCCAACUCUUUUUUUGUUUCAUUGUGUGUAAAUGUUUGUAAGGAGUGGAAUGAAAUGAGAAAAGCAUAGACAUUUUCAGAAAAGAAUUAAUUAUUAUGCAAAUGUUGAAUUCAAUCAAGUAGGUAAUCAGUUCAUAAGUGAAAUUGCUCCCUGUCAGUGUCUUCAAAAUUCAACAUAUUUGUAUACUCCCUCAGCACACACCCACCCACAUCCAAAAUGGGAGAUCAUAUAAUCGUAUACAAUACGUAGAUAUUAUAUGGGUGGUGGUAAAAUAUCAAAAGCCACUGAUAUUGCCAUUUAGAAUAUUCAUAUGAGAUGAGUUACUUGAGCGUUUUCCCACGUUAAAACGAAAUAGAUUGUAUUGUAAAAUGUUUUUAUUUCUUAAUUUUCUGUUUGUUCCAUUUAACGAUGCCUUUUAAAUGAUCUCUCACUAUUGUAGGCAAUUAAAAAAAAACAGUCAGUGUUAAAGAAAGUAAAAAAAUGCAUUAGAAAACCAUAUUGUUGCUGUUAUUAAUAAGCGUUUGUGGCCAAGAAUAAAUAAAUACCUGAAAAAACCGAAUACACAAAAUCUUUUUCCCCCGUUUCCGUUGACAUUCCAUCCACAACGAUUUUUAUCGUUUAUCUAUUCGUUACACAUAUGCAAAAUAAAAAAAACUUCUUCAAUAAAAUCUUAAAUGAGAUCGAUCCAGCUUUUUUCAGUCUCGAAAGUUUUUCCUGGUCGCCGUUUGAAUGGGCCACAAUAUAACAAAAUCAACAUUCAAUGAAUUCACAUUUAUACUGUGUGGCUAUGUAAAUUUUCGUGAGCUAGCUUUACGUAUGUGUACGCAUUUAAAAGUCUACAAAACGUCAAUGCCAUGAUAAUGUUGCUUCAUAACGAUUUCAACUACACUGGGAAUUGUGACAUGGUCGGCAUUUUGUAGGAUUUAUUUUAAUUUUUUGACUUUUUAUAGCCGACCACCCGCUGGGCUUUGUGUUCAUUGGCGCACAACAUAUAGGAUUUCCAUAAUCAUUGAUGACAUUUACAGUUGCUUUGCCUCAACGAAUAUCAUACUGUGAUUGUGCGAAGAAAGGGGAGAAAAAAUUAUGAAAAAGAUGAACAAACAAAAAAGAGUGGGAAAGAAGGUCUCCGAAAAUCGAUUUCGGCGAUGAUCGAUUGAAUAAUAAUAAAAAUCUUCAUUGUAUGGGGAGUUCCAACGAAAGUUUUUUUUUUGUUUUUUGGCGAAUUUCGUUUUCGUGAAUUUUUGGUGCAUUUCUGUUGAAUUUAUUCGGUGAAUUUCGGAAUUUCAGUUGAAUUUUGGGUGUUUUGGGUUCUAGAAUUUCAAAAAUUUCAAAAAAAUUCUGGAACUUUGCGAAUUUUACGCAGCGAUUCCACAAAUUCCCAAAACAAAUUCAACUGAAAUUCACCAAAAAUUCGCGAAAAAAAAACCAAAAAAAAAAAACUUUCAUCCGAACUGUGAUUCGACGAUUUUUGAAUGAAAUGUUAACUGCUGUUGCUGUGUGUUGUGAAUGGUUGAAAAAAUGGAUAUGCCGAGGAAAAGAAGAAAGCAAAAAAAGUAUACUAAAUUCAAUUACCUGAUUUCAUUUUUAGUUUAUUUCUUCUAAUGUCGGGUUUUUUAUUUGGUCAUUCUUUGAGCGCCCUGCGUCGCACUUAUACACGUUACCCAUUUUAAAUUGUUAUUUUUGACUGCGUUUAGUAAUAAAAGCGCGCACACAUACACAUAGUGUGUGUGUGUCAUACACCAUUCCCCAGUGGAUUCUCGUUAAACGCCUUCCGCUGCGUAGCGUGUGCGUUGGUGUCGACGGAUUUUCAACUGACUAUCUCAUUCUAUCUCACUCUCUUCUCUGUGGAGCGUAAAGUCUCACCUACACAAAAUCCAUUUGGUGUGGGCCAAUUUAUAAUUUCGCUUUUUCCAUGGUUAAGUUUUGUUUUUUUUUUUCAUUUUCAUCUUCUUCCCUACCAUCGAUAUAUAUAUGGUUUUGUAUGGGCAAGAGAACACCUGACACAGCACUAUUACAUUAGACUCUAAAGUCAUAAUAUGAAAAGAAAGAGAGAAUGGAGGAGAAAAAUGGGGAUAAAUGGUAUACGCUUGCCAUCGCAUUGAAAACCAAUGUCAAAGAAGCUCGCAGGCUCAGAAAAUCGAAUGAAAAGACAAUUCAUUGCCAUUUGAAGAGGCAAAAAUAUGAUUUAUACGGCAUUAUCUGAGAUGACACAUAUUUUGUCGACGGGUAAAUAAAAACAAAAAAAAAUCCAAAUGAAACAAUAACAAAUUAAGGGAAUGGUAUUAAAAGUGCUAUUGAUUGAAAAAGGAAAAAAAAGUACAGGGCUAAUCUAACACAUAUAUGUGCUGUGAUUGUACAUUGAAUGGAUGUAUCAGGCCUAUACGUCGGUCGCGCGAGCGCGCGUGCACCCUCGACGAAAGUGAUAUAUGUGUUCAAGAUAGACGAGGUAAAUAAUGAUAGGUCAUAUGUGUGUGGUUUGGAUUGUCUACAUUUCGAGUAAAUUGAUUAUUGAUUCGUUUAGUGCGCGCCGAGUAUAGUGGUUGGUGCCUAUGGUCAUUUGCUUUUGUUUUGCUUCUAUUUCCGAUACACACAAGCAAGCAAACAAACAAACAAAACAAACAAACACACGUACUCUCUGAGUGAGUGAGAGAGAGAGAGAGAGAGAGAGA